GGCUGCUCCGUCCCCCCGGCGACAGGGAGCCUCGCCCCCCGCUAAGGACAGGCCCGGCCGGCCGUGCCCGAGCGGUGUUUCAGCAGCCCCGUGCCGAAGGUUGCACCCACCGCCGUCCUGUGCUUUUGGUGUAGGCUCGGUUCUCCCUCUGCGUACAAACCUUUGCUGAGGUGGAUCAGAAAAUAACGCAGGCAAUUUUAAAAAGACCCUCAGGGCGCGCUUAAUGAUAACAUACCGUGGUAAGGGGUAUAACCUCCUGGGCCCGUGAAUGGGAGAACCUGACUCUCAAAAGUGUGCAGCAUGCCAAAAAGUUGAAAAACAGCUGUGAAACACGAACCCUGAGGCGGCGGUGUUCAAGGCUGUUAAGUGCACGUGGAGAACAUUUUCUAUAGAGAUUGGGCAGCAAGGGAUUCCUGGCCCUAGUUCUUAUUUCCAUCUUGUGCUUUACAUCCUCAGCUGCCAGGCCCUGACAGGCGAAAGCCUUUCUUUGUGACAUAGUAUAACACAGAAAAACAGUAAAGGAAGAGAACGUAGGUAGGAAAAAUGCGCAGCCUUACAUAAAAAUAACAUCAUAUUCCUCAGCCGCUGUUAGAUGGCUAACUUGUCUGUGAUAGAAGGGGAAAGAGAAGAAUGGGAAAGACUUGAAAGAAAUAUGGCAAGUGGAAGAGCUCAGCCCAGGCACUUCUGAAUUUUACCAAGUUUCAUGGAAAAAUGCAUGACAGUAGGGGUAAAAGCAGUCAUAAAAAAUGAGGGCCUUGAAACAGCGGGCCUGGCACAAGAGAGAAAUCCAUUGCUCGUGUUGGUGGGGGUCAUCACUGUAGGAAAGCAAUGUUUGUGGUAGAACUGAUCUUCUCAAAGUAGCUAAUAGCUCUUCACCAUAAUAGGACUUUUAGUAGUAGAACAUUGAAAUGCCCUGUUAUCUCCUCUCAUGAUUGUCUGCCUGUCUUGCUGCUGCUGUGUGAGUAGUUGGAGUGUGCGUUGAAUCUUGAUUAAAGGAAAAAGAAGUUGAAAACCUUGAGAUGGCAGGAAAUAAACUCAUACAGUCAAGAAGAGAUAUUUGUAAAUGGGAAAUGGCUUGCUGAAAGCUCUGUGGAGCAUUAUUAUGUGUUAUAUUGCAUCCUUAAAAUGUGUUAUUUGCAUCUAACUGUUCUUUCAUAGUCUCUUGGGUUUCUUCCUGGCCUUCUAGUAAGCUAUAGGAAUGCACCUAUGAAUGGUGCCUUUGUGCUCUUGUAGCUCUGCCCUUCUGCACGUGUGACCGAAAAUAACGGAUAUCAUUCCACAAUUGGAUAUAUUUUCAGAUACUGUAUGUUGCCUUCACGUAAGUGGAAUGCAGUAGGCACCAGAAUUGUUGCUUACAUCCUCCUAUUUAUUAUGAGAAAUUCCUGUUGUUGAAGUUCUCGGGCAGCCAUGAAGUGCUGGCACUAUCAGACCGUGUGGAUAUUUCAGAGAUCCUGUUUUUUAUAGCUGUGUUGUCCUUCUAGUGUGUUUCCAUGUCAGUGUUAAUUACUACAUACCAUUUAAAAAAAACACGUGGAAAAUAAAAGCAAGUGGCCUUCCUCUUUCCUCCUGAUGGAUCCGUGAAGUACAGGUGAGAGAUUUCAUGCAGCUUCUUCCAGUGAGUAAGAGAGAGGCCAUUAGGUCACCGUCCUUCUUUGGUGAUGUGAUCUUAUACUCUGAAUAGCAGCUUCUGCAGCGUCUCAAGAUAAAACAGGAAUAUGUGCAGUACUUAAAGUUCAUCAUUUCCUUUUGUACUGCAUUAUUUGUUUGAAAUUAAGAAGGUUAAGUGUUCUAUAACAAUUGCCAUUUACAAGACAGGAGAAAAAUAGUUUGAAUAGUGGUGCCUAGAAUGAGAUAGUUAAGCAAAGCGAUGAAUCAUGAUAACAGAUUUUUAGCACACCCGCCUGUCUGUUCCAGAUGGGAAUGCAGGAGCCGUAUGCUUUGAGUGCUUUAUUCACAAAGAUCAUCUAUCUACCUGUAACAAAGCUUUCAAACACUUUGGAGGAAGAGGACUGCAAUAUUGCCAGUGUAGCACUAUCACUCGAGAGCUCAGGAGAAGAGAAGAUACUGCUUGUCAUCCGCCUUUCUAUUACUAAGAACAGUAGAAACUUUUCCCUAUUUGGUACGUGGUUAAUGCUAGCUGGUGGCAUUUCUCUUUUCAUCCGCAAAUCUGAACUUGUGCUAGCAUAAUGGAUGAAAAUCUGAGUGUAACAGAGGUAAGAUACGGGCCCGAUCUCCAAAUCCAUGGGAUUUUCUUAGGACCUCUGUACUAAGGUUAUUUUCAAUUUUUUCUCAAAAGGCUAUAAACUUCAAAACCUGAUUCUGAGUGUUUAAAUGUUGUUCAGUUGCUGCUCUUCCUUUUUUCAGUGGCAGCAUGGAGCCUGCAUUUCACAGAGGAGAUCUCCUGUUCCUAACCAACCGAAUUGAAGAUCCAAUCAGAGUGGGAGAAAUCGUGGUCUUUAGGAUAGAAGGAAGGGAAAUUCCUAUAGUUCAUCGAGUCCUGAAGAUUCAUGAGAAGCAAAAUGGUGACAUCAAAUUUUUGACAAAGGGAGAUAAUAACGCUGUUGAUGACAGAGGGCUGUACAAACAAGGGCAGCACUGGCUGGAGAAAAAGGAUGUAGUAGGAAGAGCAAGAGGAUUUGUGCCCUAUAUUGGAAUAGUGACUAUCUUAAUGAAUGACUAUCCAAAAUUUAAGUAUGCGGUCCUCUUUUUACUGGGUUUAUUUGUGCUGGUCCAUCGAGAGUAGCCCAUUGCACUGAAGUUGGUAGUGAAGAUACCAUGUUUUUUGUAGAUGAACGUUUGAAGUAGAUGAUGGUCUGAUGUGUGGGGAGGAAGAGGAAAACAUACAUUUCAAAGCUUCUAACCAGUUUGGGUUUGUUUUGUUUUUUACUGCGUAAGGACGAAUGUUAUCACAGUAUUUCCAAUGGUUUGUCACAUUUUAGCAUUUUUGUACAUCAGUGAGUUUUUAUAUUAAAAGUUUAAGCCAAACUGUUCAGUGUUUGUACUUUGAAGCUGAGCUUCCUCUCAGAGUACCUACAGGACUGUGUCCUCUGAGUCUGUGCCUCCACUGGGCAAGCGUGACCUCUCCCUGUGCCAUCUGAACUGUCAAAGGAUUAUCUGUGGAGGUGGUAUUUUUUCCAGUUCAGAACUGGAAUAAAGAUUUUGCCUUUCGCC
This is a messenger RNA of Struthio camelus australis, 3171 nucleotides long. The record is from RefSeq and is a predicted model, not a curated record. NCBI's taxonomy places the organism in Eukaryota, Metazoa, Chordata, Aves, Struthioniformes, Struthionidae.